This is a messenger RNA of Torulaspora delbrueckii, 1365 nucleotides long. It is a transcript of the gene MCH1, whose product is annotated as Mch1p. Gene Ontology annotation, cellular component: membrane. Bases 1 to 1365 code for a protein of 454 amino acids. Gene Ontology annotation, molecular function: transmembrane transporter activity. NCBI's taxonomy places the organism in Eukaryota, Fungi, Ascomycota, Saccharomycetes, Saccharomycetales, Saccharomycetaceae. Gene Ontology annotation, biological process: transmembrane transport. The record is from RefSeq and is a predicted model, not a curated record. The transcript has a single exon.
AUGGCACUCUCGAGGCUGGAAAAGUGUCUAUCGCAUCAUGCUCGUACACUUUUGCCACAUGUGCUCUCCAAGGAAUCCUCUUAUAGGCUCGCGUAUGUCUUUUCGCUCAUUUGUGCCAUGAGCUCGGGGUUCAUUACACUCAUCGCUCUCUAUUCGAAACCGUGGAAUUUACAACUCGGUUAUACUGCUUGGCAAGUUAACACCAUUGUGUCAUUUGCCAACUUGGGUACUUAUUUGACUCCACCAGUGUUGGGAUGGCUCGCUGAUACCCAUGGUCCUAUAACGCUUAGUGCUCUGGCGAUUAUCGGCUUUAUCCCGAGUUAUGCUUACGUUGGUUACUCUUUCAACCAUCCCGAAUUAGCAUCUUUUAGGAUGACAGUUGUUGCCUUCGUUGUGAUCGGUGUUUCAACUAGUGCUCUGUACUUUAGUGCAUUGCUCACAUGCGCUAAGUUGUGCCCCACGCGUAAGAUCCUAUCAAUCAGUCUACCCACUACAUGCUACGGGAUUUCCUCUUUGCUUGGGUCUCAGCUGCUAAGAGCAGGCUGCUUUUGGUCCGAAGGAUAUCUCGAUUUGGGUUCUGUCUUUACAACUUUUGCCUGGCUAUAUGCUGCUGUUGGAUUGCUGGCCUGGAUCGCUACCAGUACAGUCUCUAUGCUUCAUCAUCAUAAUUCACAAAUUGACGAGCAACAGCCCUUGCUUCCCGUACCAGCAGACGAACGGUCCAGGCAAAAGAAUUUCUUUCAAGAUGCCAUCGCCUACGUGCUAGCAGUGUCGAUGCUAUUGGCAUUAGGGCCCCUGGAAAUGUUUGUCGCAAAUAUGGGUUCACUCUCAAACUUAAUCUCAAAUGAUUCCGCACAACUGUCUAACCAGAUGCUAUCCAUCUACGCCCUCAGCUCAACAGCAGCCAGAAUUUUAACGGGCUUACUCACAGAUGUGCUCUCCGCUAAAAAGAUCUCUGCCAAGUGGAUCCUCAUCGCACACUUACUACUAUGUCUACUCUCACAACUGGGCGUUCUACAAUUGACCCAAUCAACCUCCCUCCCUCCCCAUUGGAAGAUCCUCUCGAUGGGCGGACUCAUCGGGUUCGUCUACGGUGGACUGUACACGAUAUACCCAACAAUAGUGCUUAUAGUAUGGGGGGACAAGCUUUUCGGAACCGCAUACGGCAGUAUGAUGAUCGCGCCCGCCAUUGGAUCAGCAUUAUCCUGCAUGAGCUACGCUAAAGUGUUCGACUCUAAUUGCGUCGACGAAAACAACAAUUGCAUCUCACCAGUAUUCAAGAUCACUACAGUAGAGUUAGCGUGCUGCCUAGUGGUUACAAUGGUUGCACUGAGGGCCUGGAAACGCAGAGCAGUGCCCAUCUAA